Messenger RNA from Ordospora colligata OC4, 309 nucleotides. RefSeq lists its product as uncharacterized. Gene Ontology annotation, cellular component: Ino80 complex. Bases 1 to 309 code for a protein of 102 amino acids. The record is from RefSeq and is a predicted model, not a curated record. The transcript has a single exon. Gene Ontology annotation, biological process: chromatin remodeling. Lineage: Eukaryota; Fungi; Microsporidia; Ordosporidae.
AUGCAAGGCUAUAAGAGAAAUACUUACAUAGGCCAGGGGAUGCGGUUCAAAUCAGUAAAGCAUAUGUGUGCUGAGUUUACAGAGACCAAUAGGAAGUAUAUUCAGAUAUCUAGUAGAAUAUCAGCAAAAGCAGCGAUGAAGCUAUGCGAUAUCACUGGUCUUCCUGCACUAUACAAAUGCCCUUACACAAGACUAGUAUAUUAUGAUUCUUCAGUUUAUAAAAGAAUAUGUGAGUUUUCAAGCGAAAAUGUUCAGAGAUUGUUCAAAUUGAAAGAGUUUGGGAAAACACUCGUUCCAUUUAAAAAAUAA